Colius striatus (speckled mousebird) is the source of this 685-nucleotide messenger RNA. Its product is annotated as guanine nucleotide-binding protein G(I)/G(S)/G(O) subunit gamma-11. The record is from RefSeq and is a predicted model, not a curated record. Gene Ontology annotation, cellular component: heterotrimeric G-protein complex. Gene Ontology annotation, biological process: G protein-coupled receptor signaling pathway. The transcript is spliced from 3 exons. The coding region runs from base 152 to 373 and encodes 73 amino acids. NCBI's taxonomy places the organism in Eukaryota, Metazoa, Chordata, Aves, Coliiformes, Coliidae. Gene Ontology annotation, molecular function: G-protein beta-subunit binding.
CUGGCAGCGUCGCCAACUCGGGCGCGGGCUUUAAUCCGGUUAGUGAGGAUUAGCGCGGCAAUUUAAAGGCCGGAACUGCGCGGGGAAGAGGUGCCCAGCUCUCCAGAGAGGAAGCGGCCGCCGUGAGCAGCCGGGACAGCACCUGUAGACGAUGCCAGCUAUCAACAUCGAGGACCUGAGCGAGAAGGACAAAAUGAAAAUGGAAGUAGAGCAACUCCGGAAAGAAGUGAAGCUGGAGAGGCAGCCGGUGUCCAAGUGCUCCGAAGAGAUCAAGAACUAUAUCGAGGAGCGGUCGGGUGAGGAUCCGCUAGUGAAGGGGGUUCCCGAGGACAAGAACCCCUUCAAGGAGAAAGGGGGUUGUGUCAUCGCUUAGGAAAACAAACCCAGCACCUGCCACCGGAGCAGACACUCUCAUCGUACCCGUAGGGAGUCACUAGUGUGUCCCCACCGCCGCCGGUCCUUGUUGAAAGAGCACAGGAGCGGAUUGGUUUUUAUUUUUUUUUCCUUAAAAAAAUAAAUAAACCAAGCAGAAAGUAGCUGAGACCCGCGUCGGUCGCUGGGCAGAGGCAGUUGUUAGCCGCUCCCCGGCAUGGCUGACUCCUUUCGCUCCGCAGAGCUGCUUUUGCCAUCCGUCUAUUCAUCGCUUCCUGGCUGUUUGCUGUCAUUAAAGAAAUCCUGCCUGUAA